GUGAACACCUUCUCCCACACCCACCCGGUCCAAAGGUGCCAUGCAAUUGCGGGUUCUCUUUUUCUCCUUUUUUUCUUAUGAUUCCCUCCCUCGAAUCAUACCCCAUCUCUCAUUACUUGCAUCCUUCCUCUCUCUCCAGUCAAUCCCAUCACCAUGGCACUCUCCUCAGCAGCCAGGGCCAGGAUGACUUUCCCCAGGGGUCCUGUCUUGACCCUGGCAGGACGCCUGCGUCCCCUUCCUGCGACACCUCCCUUGACCUACACGCGACCCCUCGCACAAAGAAGCUUUGUCACCACCUCACCAGAAACCCUGUCCGAGGAUCAGCGGCAGCCAGUCAAGCAGCGCGAUGAUUCUGUAGAGGGACUCCUUGCGGGUCUUCUCGAGGACGACCGAUAUGCAUUGGCAAGGGCCAUUACACUCGUUGAGUCCUCAAAUCCAAAGCACCGUGUUCAGGCACAAAAACUACUGUCCAAGAUUCUUGAACGGGAGUCUAAUCUAGCCUCUCAGCAAAGCACCUCCCUUGCCAAUGUGACUCCUUCGUUCGAUAAACCCAUUGAGGGUUCGACCGCGACAAUGUUGACAACAGGGUCCCAAGACGGACCGCGGCCGACAUCCGGUUCAGGAGCCCAGAUGGUGUCGGAGCAGCAACAGGAACAGCCAAUUAGGCUGGGUAAAAGUUUUAGGAUUGGACUGUCUGGUCCUCCUGGAGUGGGGAAGUCCACAUUCAUCGAGGCCUUUGGAAUGUAUCUCUUGUCAAAGGGACAUCGUGUUUCGGUCCUGGCUGUAGAUCCAUCUUCAGCAAGGACUGGAGGAUCGAUUUUGGGAGACAAGACUAGGAUGACAGAGCUUUCACGCGAUACCAAGGCAUAUGUACGACCUUCUCCAAGUCGUGGAACGCUAGGUGUGGCAAGAAACACAACGGAGGCCAUCACCUUGUGUGAAGCCGCUGGAUAUGAUAUCUGUCUUGUGGAGACUGUCGGAGUUGGUCAGUCCGAGACGAUGGUUGCCGAUAUUGUGGACAUGUUUGUUCUCCUUGUACCUCCAGCAGGCGGAGAUGAACUUCAGGGUAUGAAAAAGGGUAUUAUGGAACUCUCGGAUCUGGUUAUUGUCAACAAAUCAGACGGAGCGCUCGUGGACUCAGCACGCAACGCACAGAUCGAAUACACCAGCGCACUCAAAUUUGUCAAGGCCAUCUCAGCUCAUUGGAAGCCCAAGGUGAUCCGGGUGUCGUCAAUGGGUGGACCGGAAGGCGGUAUUGAGCAGGCCUGGAAUACCAUGAAGGAGUAUUUUGAUAUCAUGGAGUCGACGGGGGAGCUGCAAAAGAAGCGAGGCAAUCAGCGCAAGAUUUGGAUGUGGCGACAGGUCUCGUCAGAGUUGCUGGAUCUACUGAACGAUGAUGCUCAUGUCCGGGAGAUGGCGGACGAGCUUGAGGCCAAGGUUCUUCGGAAUGAAGUCAUGUCUGGGGCUGCAGCGCAUCAGAUCGUAGAACGAUUCAUGAAGGGUUCUGAUGCCACUUCUGGUACUCCCUCGGGCGAUGGUGAUGGAGGACCUGGAGGCGAUGACAAUAGGAGAUUACUAAGGAACAGUAGAGGAGACUUUGCUAUAGUCAUCGGCGAUGAAGGACGCGGUCGCUGA
Messenger RNA from Gamsiella multidivaricata, 1635 nucleotides. Its product is annotated as ArgK protein-domain-containing protein. Lineage: Eukaryota; Fungi; Mortierellomycota; Mortierellomycetes; Mortierellales; Mortierellaceae. Gene Ontology annotation, molecular function: GTPase activity; ATP hydrolysis activity; GTP binding. Gene Ontology annotation, cellular component: cytoplasm. The transcript has 11 exons. The coding region runs from base 154 to 1635 and encodes 493 amino acids. The record is from RefSeq and is a predicted model, not a curated record.